Molecule: messenger RNA, 5332 nt
Organism: Coccidioides immitis RS
Lineage: Eukaryota; Fungi; Ascomycota; Eurotiomycetes; Onygenales; Onygenaceae
Exons: 2
Coding region: 152-5332 (1726 amino acids)
Molecular function (GO): protein binding
Source: RefSeq, a predicted model, not a curated record
CUGCUACUCUUCCGUUUCUGUCCUUUGUUGUGUACUUGACUCGGUUGUUGGUUGUUGUUGAUGCGAGUUGCGCCGCGCCGGCGGAAUAAACUCCCGUUUGAAGACGUACAACAGCUGCGCCCAGCUGCAUCGCACUCAUCAUAAGGCCGCCAUGGCUGCCAAAGAACCAUGGCUCGAUGGCCUUUCAGAUGACUGGGUGCCUCACUCCCGCCUCUCCACCAUGAACCGCUCCCCAAAACACUCCAGGCGGCCUAAUUUAUCCGCCCUGCCACACAGGCCUGUCGACGAACCAAAUUCCGUCCGAUCGGAUAAACAUCACCGGAAACCCUCCAUAUCCAUCGCGCCAUCUCGCCGAAAAAGCCCGGCGUCGCUCAAGCCCUCUUCCCCUCUUAGUUCACAAUGUGCCACAGCCAAAGAUUCACUCCGGAGCCGUUCGUCUUCCGUUAAAUCAGCGUCACGAAGCUCGAAGCCAACGUUGAAUACGUUAACUGAGGUCGCCUCCACAAUGAACGUUCGACCGGCAAACACAAAACAAAGCGGCAACACACCAGAAUGGAAGCGCAGGCUCCUGCGUGGUGAUGCGCCCGAGGGCGAAAGCGGUGACUUGUUUGGCCCAAUCGGACUGCAAAAGUUAUUCACACCGCCUUCUGGCUCCGAAUCUGUGACACGAGCGGACUUAUCGAGACGGAACGAACGAAGCAAAUUGUCGUUGAGAUCGCGAUUAUCUGGAAAUGCACAAAAGUACGAAGUUGGAACUUUGUCUUUCAAAGGCGAUUCCCAAAAGUUGAAGCUCCUCAGGUCCUGGGACAAAGAAAAUGCCAGUCUUACAUGGAUGGAGCGGAUGUCCGAGGUCUCCCCGGCAGAUCUCAGCCGACUGUUGCGAGAGAGCCAACUUAGCAUCAAUGAGAUGGACAUGGCAUGGCUAAAGCAGGACUUUUCUCGGCUCAGCCUCGAUUCAACAGAAGACCUGAUGGUAGAAACGCGAAGUCGAUCGGCGAGUGGCCUUGAGGAAACCAGGAAUGAAGCCAUUAGCCCAAUACCUGUCCCCACCAGUGAUAUGUUAAAAGAUCGGAAUUCUUUCCACGUCCGCAGACCAAACUCUAGUGCGAGCGAUAGCUACUGUGAGCUGCAACCCGAAUACACUGAAGACUACGCUAAUAUAGACGAUUCCUUUGAUAUAACUAGCCACUCGUUGCCCGAGGGACUAUCCAUGGGUACACAGGAAUUUGCUUCGGUCAGUGCACGACGGGGCUAUUUGGACGAAACUUCCCUCCACAGCCGGUUUUUAAGUCCAUCUUUGACUCCAUCGCAACUCCCUCCCUAUGGUGCUUCCCGCUUUCAGAACCAUUUAUCCAGCGGCGACCGGCUGGAUAGUUCCAGGCUGGCACCCGCAAAGCUCCCUCACCCUUUUACACCCAAGAAACAAACGAACAAGGAUAGUCGACCGCCUGGCAGGAACGUCAUGAAGCCUUCUGGGAGUCCUCUGAAGCUAUUCGCAAACCAUGAUACAUUCACAAAUAAUAAGCUUCUUCGCCGAAUGAGCCAGUUCGAAGAGACUUUUGAAGCCACACUUGAGGAAGGAACAUCAUGCGCAAUAGAGUCUGCAGAUAUCAGCCAUAACGAAGUUGAUAUUCAGGAGAGCGAAAAGGCGACAGAUUUCGAAGGCCAACGCGCUUUGCGCAGUGCAUCACGACCUCAACCUGAGGAGCCCGACUACCAGAAAGAAGCCGCCUCUUUCUGUUCUUCAAAGCAUGUAGACAAGAGGGUUCUCAACAGUCCUACAAAGGGUUCAGCCCCCAAGAGGAGGCGUACACUUGUCUCUGCUACCCAACCCAGUCCGGCAUGGCAUGAACCUAUAAUCGAAUCAGCGGAGUUUAGUUCAGUCGUAGCCAGCCCACAACAACACGAUGAGGCAACCGUAGCGGUUAAGGAUUCAAAAGACAACCGAUUCGCUCUCUCACAUCCAGCCAGGUUGAACGACUUACCCCGGCCCCCCAGCAAGCAAACAGAGGCAAGGGCAUCCUCUCUUACCUCGCCUUCAAAAACAAUGAGGAGUCGCGACAACAGUUCAGGUUCUAAAGUUAUAAACCAUGGUCCUGCCACUAAUCCGAUCAGAAAGGGAUCAAUUACCACCCAGGACUUCCUCGAUGAAGCUAGCAAAAUAAUGAAUCACAUACGCAGACGCGGUGGGCCAAGGAACGGGCUACCGGACCUAGAAGAGUCUGUGAUAGUAAGCGAAGAAGACUACGGCGACAACUUCAGUGAACCAUCGACCCAGGAGUGUUUUUCAAGACCACCCAGCCGUGAAGGCGGUGGUGUCCAACAACCAAAGAGCUUUAAUGAGCCAGAUCCCCGGAUCAUUAGCCACCUCAAGCGAUAUGAAGACAGCGACGAGUUGGAUGUCUUCAUGGGUGCUUCCGUAAUGUCUCUUCGUCUUAGAUCGCGACAGAGAGCGAAUAGAAAGCUCGACGCGCACGCAGAAGAGAGCAGUCCGACAAAUGCCCGGAUACACGAGAGUGUGCAUCACCUUCACCCGACGCACCAACACGCGACAGAAGGAAAUUUCUCUUCGAAUGACUUGGGCAUAUCGAAAGAAGAAUUGAAGACUGUGGCAUCGACCGGAAGUAUUGCGGACAGCUCUACAGGCAGCGCAAGGGCGAAAGGAAUAAUAUCCUCACAAAUGGUUUCGCACUUGAUCCCUGAGAAAGUGGGAGCUAUGACUUACGACAGAACACACCACAUAUGGAUUAGAGGUGGUAUUAGCCCUGAACAGCAUAUUACCUCUUUCAUCAGCGAGGACGAUCCCUUCCGAGAUAUUCCUGAUCUUAGUGUCGAUGAACUCCGGGAGCUGAUGGCUAUUCGGAGUGUGCCCGGUCAUGCCAAAAAGCCAGAGCAAUUGAGACGCGAAGACAACGCGUUCCAAGAGACAGAUGAGCAUCAGAAACAGGCCCCUCAGAAAGGAUCGCGACCACGAACGCAAGAAAGCACAAGCAGUGUACAAUCUAAAUCUACUCGAUCCACGUCGAGCGAGGCUCAGCCAGAUACCAGAGCUACAUCAUGGGCCACGAAGGAUUUAACAAGCUCUCCGGCACAUCAAAUUGCGCUAAAGCUGGAUACCUCCCAGGAUGCUCAGGAAGCAGAGCACGACAAUGAAUAUCCGUCGCCAAUUCCGUCUCCCAUUAGUGGCGAUAAGAAACAAGCAAGAGCCGUCACCAUAACUUUCUCUUCGCCUUUGGUUUCGCACAUUGCCUAUGGAGAUGGAGAUUCGGCCCAUGAUGAGAGCCGUACUAGGAGCCCAGCUGGAGAUUUCGUCGAGACGGGCUUUGAAACCAAAGGAAGCAUUGAACGCCAACGCUCCUCUCUAAAGAUGCCGUCACCUCGUUCUUCUUUGCCAGCCGGAAAUCGAAGUGGGAGACCAGUGUCACGUAUUGAUGAGCGGGACGAAGACCUGUUUGAAGAACUUAGUGAACUAAAUCAAGAUCUUUCUGUCCUUCCAGCCAGAGAAGAAUUAUCUCUGGUAGCAGCGCGCGAUCCCCAUCUCGACACAAGCUACAACUUUCAUCUAAGCCCACUGGCAGAAUUUACGGUAAACCAAAUCGAUGAAUCUUUCAAGUUGGAACUCAGUUAUGUUGCUGAGCGAACUUUUCCCCGCUCUCUUCGACAAGUUCAUGGUACAUUUGCUUUGGCAGCCGAGGAGCUGAUAAAGCACAUCACGGACGUGGAGCCUUACGAAGCAUAUUGGGAACAUUUGCGGCGAUUAAAUCUUCGAAGCAAGAAACUGAUUACUCUUCUGGGACUCAAUAAGUAUUGCCCCAGGCUUGAGGAGCUGGACGCUUCGGACAACAGCAUUGGUCAGCUCAGCGGUGUUCCUACAAACAUCCGCAGUUUGAAUAUUUCGCGUAACUGCUUGACAAAUUUGACGGCUUGGGGCCAUUUGUCCAAUCUUCAGUAUCUCGACGUGUCGAAUAAUGAACUCGAGAAUCUUGACGGUGUUUCGGGACUGGUUCAUCUCAGAAGCCUGAAAGCCAACAAUAACAAACUCACCUGCAUAAACGGAAUCUUUAAUCUGGAUGGACUCUUAUCUUUUAAGGCAAGGAAUAAUCUACUCACCUCUGUUGACUUUAAGAGUGCCGACUUGUUUCGCCUGACCAAUUUGGACUUGAGCGGAAAUCAGAUCUCAAGCGUAGUCAGUAUCGAUUCUCUUGACGCUCUAGAGACGCUUGACUUGCGAUAUAACGAGAUUCAAGAUUUCACCGUUUCAGGAAAACUUCAACAGUUGCAUUCGUUGAAACUCUCGCACAACCACCUUCAGGAGUUAAAUAUCUCAGAGUUUCCAAGCCUGAAACUUCUGUACCUCGACUGUAAUCACCUGAGCACUAUUGAUGGGCUCGAAAUAUGUCAACAUCUCGAUACAUUAUCAGUGAGAGAGCAAACUGCCUUUGAAGAAGAAGAUCGGUUAUACCCGCCCACCGUUGACCUUGAUUUAUCCGGCAAUGUCUCGAUACGCAAGCUAUAUUUGUCGUGUAACAAGCUCUCUCUAAGUUUGCUUGCGCCUGCUUCCUCUGUUUCGUCGCUUCGGCUCCUAGAUCUUGCCUCGUGUGGGCUAGAGAGUCUUCCGACGACCUUCGGAAAAAGGUUCCCGAACCUGAGCACCUUGAACCUUAAUUUUAAUGCCAUAUCGGACGUCGGGUCCCUAGAUGGCAUCUCCAAGCUCUCUCGCUUGUUCAUGGUUGGGAACAGGGUCUCUCGCCUUCGAAGAUUCUGCCAAGUUUUGAGGCUUGUUGGGGGGGAGGAAGGAAGCCUUUCAAAAGUUGAUGUGCGGGGAAACCCGCUCACUGUUGGAUUCUAUCCGUCCCCAGUAUUUGGGAAUGGGAAAUCAAUCACGGCUCCAGGUGAUGGAGAGCACAUUGGGCGAAAGGCACAACAGCUUAUUAAACGGCGAGCUCGUGAGAUUAGUGACGGCGAUAAUGACGAUGGUGUGCUUGCACCUAUCGGUGGCCAUGCUGAUAUUGCCCGUGUAGAAGGAGGGGAGCACGUAUCACUCAUUCGGCCAGAAGCUGAAGAUGUGGAGGUCGAAAUUGAUGAUCCGUACACGGUCCCAUUGGUGAAUCCCGCUGCAGAUGAGAAGUAUUUGGUGCAUUUAGAUGAAGCGACAAGGCUACGACGGCGGGUUGUUGAAUUGAUGAUUCAUGCUGCUACUUCAAGUCGGUUAAAGGUCUUGGAUGGUUUAGAUUUGGGCGGCGAUGCGAGUGAGAAAGGGAUUGUAAAUAUGAAAAAGGAUUGGGUUUGGAGACGGCUCGUGGAGUUGGGAGUUUUGAAGAAGAGAGAUUGA